AUGAGCCCUGAAGAUUUCAGUAAACGUACGACAUUCGAUCGUCAUACCAUCAACUACCAAGCGUGGAGAGAGCAGAUGACAGUAUGCGAUCUGCUGCAGGAGUACGACGCUGCCGUAAGGCCGUCUGGGCGAACUCCUUACAACAAUACCAAAGGACCUGUGAUCGAGUUCGUGGCUCAAUUUCGAUUUCGACAGGAAUGGUUUGACGACCGUCUACGCUUCAUGGAUCACCAGGGUCCAAUUUCGCCAGACUAUCGUAAUUUCGAGUUUAUCCAUGUUGCCAGGGAUCAACGUUUGUGGAUUCCUGACACUUUCUUUCAAAACGAAAAAAACGGGUGGUACCACAUGCUGGACCAGGAGAAUCGCUUCUUGAAAAUUCGUUCAGACGGGAAACUCAUCUAUGACAGGAGAUUAACACUUCACUUAUCGUGUUCUAUGCAUUUGUCACGUUAUCCCAUGGAUUCGCAGAACUGUGAAAUCGCUUUUGCUUCUUCUAACGGUGCUCUUCCUAAUUUCGAUAUCGCCACAUUCACCAAUGGUUCUUGUCAUUCGAGAACAAACACAGGCGAGUAUUCGUGUCUACGAAUAGAACUGAAGUUGAAUCGCGUUUUCUCAUUCUUUCUUCUACAACUCUAUAUUCCCUCGUCGAUGUUAGUAGGAGUGGCAUGGGUAUCGUACUGGAUCGACUGGAAGAGCACAGCGGCACGUGUUCCUCUCUCUAUCGUCACUUUACUCACCAUGAUCACUACCUCACAUGGUCAGUUGAACAUCAAUGCGUUGACCUCAGUAUCAGAUCUUAUGGUGUACUUUAUCGUUUCAGCAAUAAACUCGAACCUACCACCAGUAUCGUAUGCGAAAUCGAUUGAUAUCUGGGUUGGAGCAUGUGUCGUGUUCAUAUUUUUUUCUCUCAUUGAAUACGCCGUUGUUAACUACAUGGGAAUCAUGGACGAGCAUAGGUGA
Angiostrongylus costaricensis is the source of this 960-nucleotide messenger RNA. Lineage: Eukaryota; Metazoa; Nematoda; Chromadorea; Rhabditida; Metastrongylidae. The record is from the annotation of a GenBank genome assembly.